Quercus lobata is the source of this 783-nucleotide messenger RNA. RefSeq lists its product as uncharacterized. The transcript has a single exon. The record is from RefSeq and is a predicted model, not a curated record. NCBI's taxonomy places the organism in Eukaryota, Viridiplantae, Streptophyta, Magnoliopsida, Fagales, Fagaceae. Bases 1 to 783 code for a protein of 260 amino acids.
AUGGAGCAUGUAAGCCAAUUCAACCAGAGGAUGGUCGUUCACUCCAGGGACAAGGCGUUAAUGUGUAAGAUGUUUCCAUCCAGCUUGGGACCCCUGGCAAUGAGAUGGUUUGAUGCCCUUCCGCCGAAUUCCAUAGAUUCCUUUAAACAGCUGACGCAGGCCUUUGGUUCCCGCUUCAUCACCAGCACUAGAGUCCCUCGGCCCCUCGACUCCCUCUUAUCCUUGUCCAUGCGGGAAGGAGAAACGUUGAAGGCCUACUCGGACAGAUAUUGGGAAAUGUACAACGAGAUAAAAGGAAACUACGAUGACGUCGCCAUUAGUACAUUCAAAAGGGGCCUGCCGACAGAGUAUGGUUUAAGAAAGUCCCUCACCGGGAAGCCAGUCACCAGUGUGCGACAACUCAUGGACAGAAUAGACAAAUACAAAAGGGUCGAGGAGGACCAGCAGAUUGGGAAGGGUAAAGCAAAGGUUGUCCCUCGGGAGAGGAGGGACUUCAGGUCGGACAGCUUUGGCAGUGGUAACAGGCCGAGAAGAGAUUACAUGGAACAGUCCGGACCUACUGGGGCUCAGGUAGUCCACGCUGUGUUCCGAGAACCAUUGCACAAGAUCCUGGAGAAGAUGAAGUGCGAACCUUUCUUUCAGUGGCCGAACAGGAUGGCAGGCGACCCCUCAAAACGCAAUCAGAAUCUAUAUUGCGCGUACCAUCAGGAGCCCGGUCACACCACCGACGAUUGCAGGAAUCUGAAAAACUAUUUGGAUCGCUUGUCCGAGAAGGAAAGUUGA